GACAGUGUUGUUUAACAAUGCAGAAUUAAUAUCAAAAGGGUCCGAAAAUUAAAACACUAGAUGAAAUUGAGAAAUAAAGAAAUAUCAUGUUGUUCGAAUUCGACGAAGAGACAAGGGAUUUUGUGACCAUCUACGAUAGAGAUUACUAUCCUAAGCAGAGAAGUCGUGGCACUAAAUAUAUCCCGCCCACAAGUCUUGGAUCUUCUUCAAAUUUUUAUAAAGAUGCCUAUUAUACGAGGUAUCAGCUGGAUUAUUCAAGAAAUCCAGAUGAAUACUUUCCCCUGUGCAAGAAACAAACUGACGUAGGUGCACCACAUCUACGAUUGCCUAAUGAUUGGAUCAUUCCUGAAACAGUUCACCGCAAAACUUACCGCAAUAUUCGAGAAAUAAUGUCCUCUGUGGCUGGCAUAGGUGUUCGAAAAAUGAUGAAACAUCCGAACAAUUUAGAUCCAAACAUGGAACAGAGGAAAAUCUUGAAAGUCAGAACUGGUGACACGGAAUAUAUGGCUGCGAUUAGCUCAACUGGUGACAGAAUUCUUAGAGAAAAAAUUCUACAAGGAAUGAAAUCAUUCAGACCAUCGAAAAACAUUAAAAUUGAUUGCUCGGCAAUUUCGAAGAAGCCGAAAUAAAGAUUUUGAAAGAACGAAUUAUUCAUUGAUUUACCGCAAACUAUAGUGACCCCCGAAAGUCUGCAUUAUUAGAUGAAAAUAUUCCGAUAUCUUUGACCUGAAUGAAUAUAUUUUUGUCAAUAUAUUUUACGGACCAAAUGACAAAAAAUAUCGUUCGUCGCUCGGACGAAAAGAACUUUUCUGACGAUUGUGUUCACAUUUCACGACUUCGCCUUGGACUAUAAACUCACAAUCGCCAGAAAAUUCCUAACGGCUUAGUAACGAAAUGUAUUAUUUCAGGAGAGCAAUUUUUUUGUCAUUCUUGCAAGAAUGAACAGUCGGGUGCUGUUCAAUUGAUUCAAAUAAACAGAGACAAAUCAGACAUGAA
Molecule: messenger RNA, 996 nt
Organism: Fopius arisanus
Lineage: Eukaryota; Metazoa; Arthropoda; Insecta; Hymenoptera; Braconidae
Exons: 2
Coding region: 87-629 (180 amino acids)
Source: RefSeq, a predicted model, not a curated record